AUGUCUCUUGCUAAACAAAAUUUUGCUAGCCAAUCUGAAGAAGCCUUGAAUCAGCAGGUCAACACGGAACUGCAGGCCUCUCAAGUCUACUUGUCCAUGGCUGCUUGGGCUCAACACUCCUCUGUCGCUUUGCCAGGUUUGGAAAAGUACUUUCGCGAGUCUGCUCAUGAGGAGAGAGAACAUGCCCAACAAUUGAUUGACUACAUUAACACCAGAGGCGGUCGUGUUGUCUUGCGUGCCUUGCAAGCACCUGAAACAGAUUGGAAGUCUGCAAAGAACGCCAUUGAAUCUGCUCUUCAGCUUGAAAAGGACGUCAACAAGUCUCUCUUGAACUUGCACAAGAUUGCCGAUGGUCAAGGCGACCCACAAAUGUGUGAUUUCAUUGAAAGCACCUACUUGGCUGAACAAGUGGAAGCCAUCAAGAAGUUGGCUGAUAUGGUCACUCAACUCAAUCGUGUUGGUGAAGGUCUUGGUGUCUAUUUGUGGGAUCAACAACUCUACAGAGAGGGCACUGGUGCAGGAAGUCGUGCUACUGGUGGCCCCCACGCUUAA
Messenger RNA from Mucor velutinosus, 552 nucleotides. RefSeq lists its product as uncharacterized. NCBI's taxonomy places the organism in Eukaryota, Fungi, Mucoromycota, Mucoromycetes, Mucorales, Mucoraceae. Gene Ontology annotation, biological process: iron ion transport; intracellular iron ion homeostasis. Gene Ontology annotation, cellular component: cytoplasm. The record is from RefSeq and is a predicted model, not a curated record. Gene Ontology annotation, molecular function: ferric iron binding; ferrous iron binding. The transcript has 5 exons. Bases 1 to 552 code for a protein of 183 amino acids.